AUGUUGAAUCAAAGUGGCGAACUUGGAACAUAUUGGGCAGGGAUCUGGAGCGUGUGCCUAGCAGACGCCUUGAACUGGAAGAGCCAUUACUACAGACUCCGUUCACCACCCAUAUACACAGCCCCUACCUGGACUUGGGCCGGUCUGGAAGGUGAAGUACGUUGUGCAAUUUGGAUCCCACAAACAUCUAUCGAUGAUGCGGAGCAAAUUCAUGCCAAGAGAUUCGAUCCUAAGCUUAUUGAUCAGCACAUGAUAUUGCAAGACGAGCGCAAUAUCUACGGUGCGGUCCAAGAAGGCUCCUACAUCACCAUCGAGGGCGCAUGUCUUAUGAGCGCUGAUUUCGAUUGCCUGAUGAGAGAUCUCUACGGGAAUGACUUCGGUGGUUUCCCCGGUGUUCAAAUCAAACUCGACAGAGAGCGACUGGACAUGUCGGCGCCUUAUGAUUGCUGUAUGUUCUUGAACGGGAAUCUGUUCCACAAGAAGGAGAAAUGGGAGGACGGUCUCAGCUACCCACUUAGCUGCAUGGAUGUCCUACUACUUAGCUGGGUUGAUCAGGAGGCGAAAGUUGCGCAGCGGGUCGGGGUAGCAGAUAUGCAAAGUCGUGGGGAUCGAGACAACUUGAUCCACAAGAUCAAAACUGCAGAUUGGGAAAGAUGGACAUUGGAGUUGGUGUAA
Messenger RNA from Alternaria postmessia, 675 nucleotides. RefSeq lists its product as uncharacterized. Lineage: Eukaryota; Fungi; Ascomycota; Dothideomycetes; Pleosporales; Pleosporaceae. Bases 1 to 675 code for a protein of 224 amino acids. The transcript has a single exon. The record is from RefSeq and is a predicted model, not a curated record.